Messenger RNA from Alternaria ethzedia, 939 nucleotides. RefSeq lists its product as uncharacterized. Gene Ontology annotation, biological process: lipid metabolic process. The transcript is spliced from 2 exons. Gene Ontology annotation, molecular function: phosphoric diester hydrolase activity. The record is from RefSeq and is a predicted model, not a curated record. NCBI's taxonomy places the organism in Eukaryota, Fungi, Ascomycota, Dothideomycetes, Pleosporales, Pleosporaceae. Bases 1 to 939 code for a protein of 312 amino acids.
AUGCGCUCCUUCGCUCUUACCGCCAGUCUGGCCGCGCUCUGCAGCGCAGCACCAUAUGGGCAGCAGACGCCACUCAAGAACAUACUCGAGAACACAGACAAGAGCGAUAAAUACACGUACCCAACGGAUUUUACGAGGGAGAUUAUCCCCAAGCCGUUCCACAGCCAUAAUGAUUACUGGCGCGAUGUGCCGUUCUAUUCGGGUCUGAGCCAGGGUGCUAUAUCGACAGAAGCUGAUGUGUGGCUUCUGAAUGGCACGCUCUACGUCGGCCAUGAGCCUGCUGCCCUUACCGACAAGCGCACUCUUCAGUCUCUCUAUCUGGAGCCAAUUCUCGACACUCUGCAUCGCCUGAACCCGAAGACUCGAUUCGUGCAGCCAGGCGAGCAGAAUGGUGUAUUCGACACCUCUAGCGGACAGACUCUUUACUUCUUCAUCGACUUGAAGACUGCCGCCGAUGAGACCUGGCCCGCUGUUCUUGAAGCCUUAGAGCCUCUGCGAAGCGGCGACUGGUUGACAACUUACGACGGAACCAAUCUGCGCAAGAAUCCCGUUACCGUCAUUGGAACUGGAAACACCCAGCUUUCGGACGUUCUUGCGUCGUCUCCACGUGACGUCUUCUUUGACGCGCCACUUGCUGAUCUCAACGACUCCAAAUAUGCCGACCUCACCGCAAACGAGUCACCAAUUGCGUCCACAAACUUUGCGUCGUCCUUUGGCGAAGUGCGCAAGCGGGAGUUCAACGAUACGCAGCUGGAGACGCUGAGGAGCCAGCUUGACAUGGCACAUGAGAAGGGCAUCAUGGCCAGGUAUUGGAACCAGCCGGCGUACCCGAUCGGUACGAGAAACGCGGUUUGGCGUAUUCUCUGGGACGAGGGCGUCGAUCUGCUCAACGUUGAUGAUCUUGCGGCGGCGGCUGCCUUCUGGGAGGGCACUGGUUAA